GAAUAUGUCCUUUAAUUUACCUCUCAUGCACUCCAAAAAAGCAUAGGAAGAGACUGGUUGGGGAAUACUAAUAACUCCUAAAUAAAUAAUUUCCUGAGUGUAAACAACUCCCAAGUGAUAGGUGAAAACGCAUUUUCAGUAUAAAAGCAACGUUCUGAUGAAACUAAAGCUUACAAACAAUUUGCCUUCAACACUGUUUAGUAGCCGAACAGCAUGGAUAUAUCAAUAGAAAAGCCAGAAUUAGUCGUCAUGGAAUCUCCUUGUCCCAGCCCGGAUGUUGGAAAAGUGUUCAAUAUGGAUUUUCUAACGAUCAACGGUCGAUUCACUCCUAUAUCUGACCGAUCAUCGGCAUGUUCAACGCGAAGUGUGAGCAUGUGUACAACACCAGUUCCUCCCGAAGUUGAUGAAGAGGAUAAAGGUUGUGCAUUUGAAGUAACAAAUCGAGCCAUUCCAGUUUUUACCAGGAACCCAUUUUCUACACCCACUAGUAUUGUGUAUUCGAAAAACAAAGACAGUCAAUUGAAAUUUACGAUGUUUGACGCAGAAUCCUCGGGUACUGCUAGUUCGGUGGUGAGUGACGUGGAAGAAGAUGAACAAAAGAAGGACUACUAUCCGAAUUGUGAUGUAAACGUUUGGUUACGCUCUUGCGAACAGGAAAUUGUAGAACCAAUCGUAGGUGAAGUUAUUGGGGUGAUACCGGAUUGGUUGAAUGGAAGUCUUUUGCGGAAUGGUCCAGGAAGUCUAAAAGUGGGCGAUAUGACCUUCAAUCACUUAUUUGAUAGUUCAGCUCUAUUACACAGAUUUAAUGUUGAAAAUGGUCAAGUAUCUUAUCAAUGUCGAUUCUUAAAAUCUGAUGCAUACAAAAAGAAUACAGCUGCCAAGCGUAUCGUAGUUACCGAGUUUGGAACCAAGGCAGUUCCUGAUCCGUGCCAAACGAUUUUUCACAAGAUCAGUUCCAUUUUUUCUAAACCCGGCGAGAACAAUUCGGACAAUGCGAUGAUCUCAAUUUAUCCUUUUGGUGACGAGUACUUUGCAUUCACUGAAAGUCCAAUCAUUCAUAAGAUCGAUCCUGAAACGCUGAACACCGACUCGAAACUUAACGUUUCUGACUACGUAGGAAUCGUAAAUCAUACAUCUCAUCCGCAUGUUAUGUCUAACGGAACGGUGUACAACCUAGGCUGCUCGGUAACGAAAACGGGCCCAACCUACACAAUUAUUUGUUUCCCGAACGGUGAAGACAUGUUCGAAAACGCCCACAUUGUAGCUUCGGUUCCAGCGCGUUGGAGAUUUCAUCCAGGAUACAUGCAUACUUUCGGAAUUACUGAGAACUUUUUCAUUGUGGUCGAGCAACCACUUAGUGUUUCCGUUCCAUCUAUGCUGGUUAAUCAAAUGAUGAACGAACCGAUGGCAUCCUCAUUGAAGUGGUAUGAAAACGAGCAAACUUAUAUCUAUCUACUGGAUCGUGAUACUGGUGAAUUGAAACACACUUACCAUGCGGAACCCUUUUUUUAUCUACACAUUAUUAAUCAGUACGAGAAAGAUGAUCACGUAGUAGUGGAUAUAUGCUGUUACAAAGAUCCUUCAAUGCUGAACUGCAUGUAUAUAGAUACAAUGAAAAAUAUGCAACAAAAUCCGGACUAUGCCAGAAUGUUUCGCGGGCGACCGCUACGAUUCGUUCUACCAUUGAACUAUCAGGAUACCUUGAAAAGCUCUUCUGGUAUGUUCUCCAUAUCACGAUCCUUUUCGAGUUUAUUUAAGAGACUUUCUGUAAGCGAAGAUGGUAAUGAUAACCAAGAACAAUGUAAUGACGGUCUAACGCUAAAAAAUUUGGUCACACUUGAAAACACCAAAGCCACAGCGUACGUAAUUCCGAAUGCAACGGUGUUUUGCAAACCUGAACUUUUGUGUGAUCUCGGAUGCGAGACACCUAGAAUUUUCUACGAACAGCAUUUGGGUCGAGCAUAUAGAUACUUUUAUGCCAUUAGCUCGGACGUGGAUGCGAAUAAUCCAGGAACUCUGAUCAAGGUGGACGUGGUUAAUAAUACUAAACAGACAUGGUGCGAAUACAAUGUCUAUCCCAGUGAACCAAUUUUUGUACCAUGCCCGGAUCCCCAGUCCGAGGACGACGGUGUUGUGCUAGCUGUGAUGGUUUGGGGCAGAGAAGAAGAAAACCGCGUCGGUCUGUUGAUACUUGAUGCAAAGUCAUUUACAGAAAUUGCCAGAAGUGAAUUCAUUACUCCGGGACCGGUGCCCAAAUGUCUACACGGAUGGUUUAGACCGGCGAAGAAUUCAGAAUAAUUCAGUGUUUUAUAACUAAUACUCGUUAGUGAACAGGAGUGUGAACGUAGUAAAUAAUAAUAAAUCAAUAAACUCCAUUUGUCAAACCGAUUGACGUUCGUAAA
Messenger RNA from Topomyia yanbarensis, 2402 nucleotides. It is a transcript of the gene ninaB, whose product is annotated as carotenoid isomerooxygenase. The coding region runs from base 214 to 2298 and encodes 694 amino acids. Gene Ontology annotation, molecular function: beta-carotene 15,15'-dioxygenase activity; carotenoid dioxygenase activity. Gene Ontology annotation, biological process: retinal metabolic process; carotene catabolic process. The transcript has 4 exons. The record is from RefSeq and is a predicted model, not a curated record. NCBI's taxonomy places the organism in Eukaryota, Metazoa, Arthropoda, Insecta, Diptera, Culicidae.